Mycena citricolor is the source of this 6185-nucleotide messenger RNA. The record is from the annotation of a GenBank genome assembly. Lineage: Eukaryota; Fungi; Basidiomycota; Agaricomycetes; Agaricales; Mycenaceae.
AUGCGAAUCAAACCCCACUCUCUUUUGGCAUUUCUGCCGCUCAUAUCAGUCGCGUCGGUCCAGGCAGCAACAUGCACGAAUCCGGUCGCCGGUGCGGGAUCGCUCAGCAGCCCAUUCUGGAUGGGGACUGCUUCUCUGCACGCCCAUGGUAAGAGCACUUACAACCCUGGGUUCAAAGUGUAUCGCAACGUAAAGGACUACGGCGCCGUUGGUGAUGGUGUGGCGGACGACACUGUCGCCAUAAACAAGGCGAUCUCAGAUGGCGGAGCUUGCGGUCAGGGAUGCCCUUCGUCCAGCGUCAAGCCAGUCUUGGUCUAUUUUCCCACCGGCACUUACAAAGUGACUGCGCCGAUCAUUCCUUUCUACUUUACUUCUCUCGUUGGCGACUACAAUAAUCGUCCAAAACUCGUCGCGGCCUCUAACUUCGUCGGGGUGGCUGUCAUUGAUGGCGACCCAUACGUUCCCGGUGUAUCCAACCCCGACGGCAGCGGAGUUAAUUGGUGGACUAACCAGAACAACUUUUUCCGUUCCGUCCGAAACUUCCAGAUCGACGUCACAGCGGUCCCGCCUAACUUGUAUGGGACGGCAAUCCACUGGCAGGUCGGACAGGCCACAUCGCUCAUAAAUAUCGAUAUGAAAAUGAGCACUGCGGCCGGAAACUUGCACCAGGGUGUGUUCAUGGAGAAUGGGUCCGGAGGGUUCAUGUCGGACCUCACCCUCGACGGCGGCAACUUCGGUCUAUGGGUCUCAAAUCAGCAGUUCACCGUUCGGAACGUCAAGAUCACUCGUGCAAACUCGGCUGUUUAUCAGUUGUGGAACUGGGGCUUCACGUGGCAAAAUAUCGUCAUCGCCUCCUGCCAAGUCGGUUUCGACAUCCACACUGGGGGAACGACGCUUGCUGAUCAGAGCGCUGGUGGUGUCCUAAUCGUCGACUCGUCCGUCGCUGCGACCGGUAUCGCUGUCCGACUCUCAUCCAGCCAACCAAAGUCGCUUGCAGGCUCCGUCGUCCUCGACAAUGUCGCGUUCUCCGCCAUCUCCAAGGCUACCGUCCAGGACCAGAGCGGAGUCCUCGUUGCUGGCCAGUCGGGGAUCUACAUCAUCGACCAGUGGUUCCAAGGGAACAUGUACUUUGGGCUCGGGCAAAGCGCGGCGCACCUGUACAACCAGGGCACUAACUCGCUCGCCCAGAGCACCCGGCCGAGCACGUUGCUCUCGACGUCAAGCAACUUCUGGUUCACGCGCUCCCGUCCGCAGUAUAACACGUACCUUGCCAGCCAGUUCGUCUCUGUGAUCGCCGAUGGUGGCGCGGCGGGAGAUGGCAAGACCGACGAUGCACCCAAGAUCAACGCCUUCAUCGCGAAAGCGAGUCUCGCUCUUUCAUUUUCGGAUGCUCGAAAGUCCUCUGUAAGCCACCUGUUCUCUUCGCGCAGCUCGAUUUCUUAUGCGCCACAAGUCUUCGACGCCGGAACCUACCUGGUCAAGUCGACCAUCAACAUCCCACCGGGGACACUCAUCGUCGGCGAGAUGUUCUCCGUCAUCAUGGCCGGCGGAUCCGCCUUCGCUUCCCAGGCGUCGCCCACCCCGGUUCUCCGUGUCGGCAACCCCGGCGACCAAGGCACCGUCGAGAUCAGCGACAUUGUUAUCACGACUCAGGGCGGCUCGGCUGGUGCGGUUGGUAUUGAGUGGAACAUUGCACAGGGCUCUCAAGGGUCGGCUGGGCUGUGGGAUGUGCACAUCCGUUUGGGAGGAACUACGGGCACCAACGUCCAAGUUUCGCAGUGCCCGACGUCGCAGUACAACCUCGUCUCGUGCGCCACUGCGUUCUUGGGCUUGCAUGUCACACCCACCGGUUCCGGCUACUUCGAGAACUUGUGGGUCUGGAAUGCCGACCACGAUCUCGACGACCCGAACCAGACCCGGAUUAACGCUUUCAGCGGUCGUGGGAUUCUGGUCGAGUCCGCCGCAGGGCCCGUCUGGCUGUGGGGCACUGCGUCUGAGCAUCACGUCAUCUACGAAUACGCGUUUUACAACACGGAGAACGUCUUCGCGGGUCUCAUUCAGACCGAGUCGCCGUACUACCAGCCCACGCCGAACCCUCCUGCGCCGUUUGCGACGACCCUGCAGUACGGAGACCCACCCGGUACUCGCGCUGAUGCUCUCGGUCUCGUCGUCACAAGUUCAUACAACGUCUUCAUCUACGGCGCUGGCUUGUACUCGUUCUUCCAGACGUAUGACCAAGCCUGUGUCCCGAACCGCAACUGCCAAAAGGACAUGGCGCUGAUCGACCAGGCCUCUGCUUCGAUCCACAUCUACCAACUCACGACCACCGGGACCGUGAACAUGUUGACGCACACGCCCGACAUUCCGGUCAUCUUGGGCUCUGAUAACAUCAACGGAUACGCGUCGACAGCGACGUACUGGCGCGCUGGCUCGAAUGUGGUCCCGCCGCCGUACCAAGGCUCAAUCCCGGCGAAGGACUGCACGUCCCCGCCGAAGGUCGUCGGGUACUAUAUCGGAACUGCUGCUGGACGGUCGUGUAUGCCUUGGGCGCCGGAUGCCACGGAUUCGUCAACUUACACGGCAAGUGCUCACAUUAUCUACGGCUUUUUCCCUGUCGCCGCCGACGGCUCCGUGAGUAUCACUGCCGAUCAGAAGACGGGCUUUGCGACCGCCCAGAAUAUGAAAAACCAAGAGCCCAACAUCAAGAUCAUGAUCGGAAUCGGUGGAUGGGGUUUCGGUGCCGACGCUUCCGGCUUCAUCUCGAUGGCUCAAGGACCGGGAACUCAGUCAUUCUUCGCGUCCAGCGCAGCUGCUCUCGCGAACAGCGUCGCCGCUGACGGAAUCGAUAUUGAAUGGCCGAUGUGCAAGGGCACCAGCUGUGUCACCGCCGCCCAGUUUGCGAGCAUCGUGGCCAACACCAAGGCCGCUGUCGGCCGCAGCUUGAUUGUCUCGGUCCAUCUGCCCAACGACUUUUUCGAUCUCACUGGACUGGGAACUGCCAUGGGUUCCAUUGCCUCGUAUGUCGACUUCAUUACGCUCAUCACCACCUACCAGUGGGCCAAGGCUGGUCAAAUCGGUGAUGCGAACAACCUGAAUACGAUCCCGAGCAACAUGCAAAAGGCCAUCUCCGCCAACUCGAAGAUCCCGCCGAGCUUGUUCCUCUUCGGUAUCCCCUUCUUCUCGCGCGCCAUCACGGCAUCCAACCCCCCGCUCCAGAGCUCCUGCCUCUCGAAGACCGAUCUAGGACAAGGCACUUUCCCGUACUACGGCUUCGACUCCGUCGCCAACGGCUACAUCUUCGACGAGAAUGCGUUCCAGCAGUACGAUGUGGCUCCGUCCAAUUACCUACAAUCGCUUAUCAUGAGCGACGGAUCGGUCUUCUUUGCCGAUUCGACAUGGACGGUGGCGCAGCGCGCUGCGUCGGCAAACAGCUUGUGCAUGGGAGGAGUCGCCGCAUUCAGCGUCGACCAGGACAACAUAGCCUCGGACCUCACGAACGGAAUCUACUCCCUGGGCGGGUAUCUCCCCACGGCGGAUGCUGUCGUCAAGUCUGUUGGUAUCGGCAACUCAAUUGAUGCGAACGGAUAUUUGAGCUCAGGAGCAUAUGAUACAUUCGCCUCAAACGUCCAGUCUCAGUACCCUUUCCUGACUGCGCAAGACAGUUAUCGGGUUCUCCUGCUCGGCGCGCUCUCUAUCCAGUCACAACUCAGCAACCAGUUGUCGACCUUUUUGGCGGCUCCCGAGCUGACGGCCGACAACUUCACUAUCUACAAACGCUGGACGGGCAAAGCUAUCAACUUUGAAAUUGCCAGCCAGACUGGGGCUGGAAACAGCUAUUGGUCCUGCUCGCCAUUUACUGGUCCACAAGGCUCCUGUCCCGGUUACAUCAACCUGAACGAGACGCCGAUCAACCCCUCGCCUCAUCUGACCGGGUUCCCGCAAAUCCAGUGGACCUUGAAUGACAAACCCGGAUUCAAAUCGUACCUCAAUAGCUCGCUGGGCCUCAAUCUGGACACGCUUGUUGCCGGCGGUUCCUUCGAUGUGAGCCGUCUGAGUGAUUCUUGUACACACGGUAUUCCGCCCCCGUGCAAGGGAUGUUCUGUCGUCGGUGGACUCGCCAAAGGCGUCGAGGGCGCCAACGUCACUGCCCUUCAUCAGAACAAAUCGAUGUCGAGCUUGGUCAGCAGCGCGGCCGUAAGUAGCUCAGCGGUCCGGACAGUCAGCAGUAGCGCGCAUCCGAGUGCCUCGGUGCUCCCCACCACAAACUCGACCGCUCUGAACGUAACGUCCCGGGAACUGGUAGAUCUCUCGAAGCGCGCUUCAUACGAUCCGUUGAAUGUGGAUGCCAACUGUCAUACUACCUGGAAUGGACUGUAUCUCAUCGACCCAGACACGUUCUUCCACAACCCGAAAGACAUCAUCAAUGCUUACAUCGCUAGCACCGCGAGCUCUGUAUCCGGCUACUCGAAUCUUGCGCUUGACCCGACGACGGAAAGCAUCAGCCUGAUGUCCCUGCUGCAGUCGACGCUGACAGCCAUCUCCGUUGGGAACCAGUCCAUCACCAGCACUCUCUCGUACAUCAACCAGACGCGGCAGGACAUCCAGGAGCAAGCUCAGUUUGAGGCGGAAUCGCGUCGUUCUGUCCUUUCGAUAGUCGAAUCGAUUCUCAUGGUCGUCCUGGCUUUCAUUCCUGGUGUCGGGGAGAUCCUCGACUUUGUCGGCGGCGGCGUCGAGUUCCUCACGGCCGUCACGGACAUUAUCGACCUCGCCUCCCUCACCAAGAAUCUUGGCACCGACAUCCGGGCACUCAGCUGGGUCGGCAGACUCGGGGACGAAGCCAGCGUUGCACGGGCUAUGAGCGGUGUCGAGAACGCCAUCACGGACGCGUCCCGUUUCGGUCGCUUCCGCUUCGGACAAUCGGUUUCGAAGGUCGAGAGCAAGUUGCUGCAGUGCGCCGAGUCGAACAUGGAGGGCUUGAUUAUGGAUACUGUGGACCUUGGCAGCAAUCUCGCCACUCUGGGAGCCCCUGCCGCCCGCCGGAGAGGUUACAACAAGCCGUCGAUCCGUGAACUGCAGGAACGCGUUUUCAAUGAAACUGCUCCGGUACAGAAUCUGACCUCCAGCGUUUUCGAGCCCAUUCUCGACCCGAGACAUUGGGAAGAGCUUGAAAGUCGUGCAGCCUCGCCACCUUGUCUAUUCAACGUCAAGAAAUCCGGCCAACUCAAGAUCAGCUCCACCGCAUACCGGGCGUUGUGUGUUGCUGGCAACGCGAACAUGGAGUUUCCCGACAGCUGGUCGAUUCCAACAUCGACCAAGACGGUCAACUACGUGACCUGCCAAGCUUCGGCACCGAGAAAGGGACUCUGCCAGUGCGACCAUUUGUUCGAGGCCUCCGAGUUCCAAACCGCCAUGACUUCGUCGCUUUCUGCUGCCGAGCGCGCUGAUCUCUGUGCGCUCACGUCUGUGUUCGGCAGCAGCUCCGGCGCGAUCAAGAACAUUAUCAACGACAAGUCGAACUUCUGUGGUCUCUGGGGCGAUACCGCACCAGGCGCCAAAUUCAAUCCAAAUUCGAUCAAGAGCAACCUGCUGAUGUCGUAUGGGACAGAGACUGCAUUCCAGGAUGCUUACACGAAAUACAACACCGAGGGGCGGAAUUUGAUGUACAGCGUUGCCAAUGACCACAUCCAGCGGUUCAAAGAUGACCGGGCCAAGAUCGGAGACAACAUCGACACGCAGCUGCAUGCAUGGCACGCUCAGGUGCAGAGCAGCGGUUCCGCCUCCCAGAAGACAGCCUGGGCCAAGCUCUACUCGCCGAACGCGGACGGGACCAAGAAAUCGACGUUCCAGGCUGCGGCACAGGCGAACACGGCUCGCUCGCAGGCGAUGCUGACGCGCAUGGAGAAGCUCGCGAAUCCCACCAAGCCGUCAGCGUCUGAUCCGAACAGCCUCACGAGCUCGAGCGACACGGACGCCAAGAAGCAGGGCAAGCCGCCCAAGAGUGGCGCGGGCGAUGGGUCCAGCAGCGGAAGCAGCUCUGCAUGUGGCACGAACAGCGGCAAGUCGAACAAGCGCAAGCGGGGUCAGUGAAUGCAUAGCUGGCAAUCUUGAUGGUCUUUCUUUUCUUUGGGGGCUUUAUAAUUAUCACACACGUUCUUUCGUUUUCAAUAAUCAGUUGUUGGACAUGU